Messenger RNA from Oreochromis niloticus (Nile tilapia), 2589 nucleotides. RefSeq names its product replication factor C (activator 1) 3 (gene rfc3). Gene Ontology annotation, biological process: DNA-templated DNA replication; DNA repair. The record is from RefSeq and is a predicted model, not a curated record. Gene Ontology annotation, cellular component: nucleus; DNA replication factor C complex. NCBI's taxonomy places the organism in Eukaryota, Metazoa, Chordata, Actinopteri, Cichliformes, Cichlidae. Gene Ontology annotation, molecular function: DNA binding; ATP hydrolysis activity; DNA clamp loader activity. The transcript has 9 exons. The coding region runs from base 108 to 1178 and encodes 356 amino acids.
AGUCGCGCGGGUUGCUGUGUGAAUAACAUUUCGCGGGAGAUUAGCAAGCGGCAGUGUGUCUGCUGUCAACACGGACGACUGUAACGUUUUACUGAAUCCAAAACAGAAUGAGUUUGUGGGUGGACAAAUAUCGUCCGUCGUCCCUCGGGAAAGUGGACUUUCAUAAAGAGCAGGCGGCUCAGCUCAAAAAGCUGGUUCAGUGUGGUGACUUCCCACACUUGUUGGUGUACGGUCCAUCGGGUGCAGGCAAGAAGACUCGCAUCAUGUGUCUGCUGAGGGAGCUCUACGGUCCUGGGGUGGAAAAGCUUCGCAUUGAGCACCAGACCAUUGUGGCUCCCUCAAAGAAGAAAAUUGAGAUUAACACCAUAGCCAGCAACUAUCACUUGGAAGUAAAUCCAAGUGAUGCAGGGAACCAGGACCGUGUGGUGAUUCAAGAGCUGAUCAAAACUGUGGCACAGUCUCAGCAAAUCCAGUCGAGCACACAGAGAGACUUUAAAGUGGUGUUGCUAACAGAGGUGGACAGACUGACGAAGGAUGCCCAGCACGCUUUGCGUCGGACGAUGGAAAAGUACAUGGCCACCUGCAGACUCAUUCUCUGCUCCACCUCUACUUCCAAAGUCAUCGGGCCAAUUAGGAGCCGUUGUCUGGCGAUUAGAGUUCCUCUGCCGAGCAUAGAAGAGGUUUGCAGUGUUCUUACAUCCGUCUGUAAAAAGGAGGGUCUCGUCCUCCCACCUGAGCUGGCCAAACAAAUCAGCGAAAAAUCUGGUCGCAACCUCCGUAAAGCGCUGUUGAUGUGCGAAGCCUGCCGAGUGCAGCAGUAUCCAUUCUCAGUGGACCAAGACGUCCCGGAGACAGACUGGGAGGUUUAUCUUAGAGAAACGGCUAAUGCCAUCGUCAGCCAGCAGACUCCUCAAAGGUUGUUGGAGGUCCGAGCCAGACUGUAUGAGCUCCUGACCCACUGCAUCCCUCCUGAGAUUAUCAUGAAGUGUCUCGUGAAAGAGUUGCUUAAUAACUGUGAUGGGCAGCUGAAGACGGAGGUGGCUCACAUUGCAGCCUACUAUGAGCACAGACUACAGCUGGGGAGCAAAGCCAUCUACCACCUGGAGGCAUUCACUGCCAAGUUCAUGGCCAUCUACAAGAAGUUCAUGGAAGAUGGUCUGGAUGCGAUGAUGUUUUGACUUUAAAUGGACUUUAAAUAGACCGAUAUUUUUCUGGUCAGGAGUUUAACAGCUGCGUUUUUGUUUGUUUGUUUUUUUCACAAUACUUUUCUUUGUUGCCUCCACAACUUUCACUGGACUUGAGACAGGCUUCUUUUUAGGCAUUGUGGUGACGCUGACACAGUUUACCCCACAAGAAGUCUUACAGUUUCUGGCUUUAUGGACAGUUGCCCAAAACCCUCAGCACUAAAAGCUGUUAGUAAACUUUGAGCUCUCGGUGUAGUCGUGUAAACCACUGAUAGGGUGGUGUGACGACCCCCCCGGAAAAAAAAAGUUUUCACAUUGUACUGAACAAAACAAUAAAUUGCUUUGAUUACAGAAAUUCUGAUCUGUAUGCUGUAUGGAUGUGACCAAAUCUAUAAUUAUUAUCGUAAACACUGAGCCUUUUUUUAACCUGAAAUCGAGAUAUUGAUGCAUGGUACGUAUGGGCAAAGGGGGAUGUAACGCAUCAUAUUUCAGGAUGAGUCAGCCUGUAGUAAAUGGAUAACAAGAUUGCCCAAACUAGGGUGAAUAAAAUUACAGAUGGAUGAUAAAUUCAUUCAUGUAUGCACAGCUUGCUGAAGGUCCCUCCACACCAUUUCCAUCGGGCCUCAGUCUGGACUUUGGGUCAUUGGAGCACUUUCUUUUCUUUUUUCAGCCUCUCUGAUGUACAUUUGUUGCUGUGUUUGGGAUCGUUGUCCUAUUGCAUGUCCUAAUUUCACCAGAAUACUUUGGCAUACAGAGGAGUUUGUGGCCACUUCACGGUCCCGUGGCUGCAAAACGAGCCCAGAUCAUCAGCCCUCCACUAGUUAGUAUGAGGUGUUUGUGCUGAUAUGCUAUUUGGCUUUUGUUAAAAGUAAUGCUGUGCAUUAUGGCCAACAUCUGCAUUUUGGUUUUUCCUGUCGAAAGAAAAUUGUUCCAGAAGUCUUGUGGUUUGUUCAGAUGCAUCUUUGAAAACAUGAGCUGUGCUGCCAUGUUCUUUUUAGAGAGAAGAGGCUUUCUCCUGGCAGUCCUUCCAAAGAUGCUGCAUGUGUUCAGCCUUUUUCUAAUUGUACUGUCAUGAACUCUAACAUUUAACAUGCUAACUGAGGCCUAUAGAGUCUGAGCUGAAAACUAUACGUGUAAACGCACAGCUGAGUGCUCCAGAGCAGCAAACUGUCAACAUUUCCGCUUUUACAGAGGAGUUACUCUUGCAACCUACUUUAUUCCUGUGGAAGUAGUAAGAGUGUACUUAGUUUUUCACAGGACUGCAUAGAUUCCUGUGAAAACUUUCUUUUUCACAGCUGUACGUACUGUAUGUAAAGGCAGCUGGAACAUGGGCAAACAAAGACGUAAUGCAACAUGUUUCCAGGGUGAGCCAAACCACGUGUGCUGCAGGUAUGUAAUUAUAUAA